This is a messenger RNA of Pygocentrus nattereri (red-bellied piranha), 2523 nucleotides long. RefSeq lists its product as uncharacterized. The record is from RefSeq and is a predicted model, not a curated record. Lineage: Eukaryota; Metazoa; Chordata; Actinopteri; Characiformes; Serrasalmidae. The coding region runs from base 339 to 1049 and encodes 236 amino acids. The transcript is spliced from 6 exons.
ACACAGUAACGUGUAUUUUAGAUGUUUAGUUAAAUCAAAUUAUUACUUUUACUCAUUCUAUUAUAAAUUUGUAUCAAUAGUAACAAUAAUGAACCAAUAUUGUAACUUAAUUCCUUAAACUGUUACUAAACCACGUUUUAACUUUCCUUUUCUUAUUCUCUCUUUCAGUGUAUGUGUCAGCUGUUCCUCUAGUGAGGGUGAAGCUUCAUGACUCUGCUACUCUGCCCUGCUCUGAGACAUGUUCUGGUUUGGUCAGAUGGACUGAGUUCCAUAAUCCCACUGAUGUUCUAGCUGAGUGUGAUCAGACCUCAUGUAGAUCAGUGAAGGAGGGAUAUCAGAUGAUCCAUGAUCAGUACCUGAAGGGAGAUCUCUCUCUCACCAUCACUGACGCUGAUUACAGUAUGAUGGGCACGUACACAUGUGAGUGCGGUAAUUCUGAACUCUGUGAUGUGCGGCUUCAGGUUGAGGAAACACCAGAGGCAGGGAACAAUAUUUCUGGCAGCAGUCAUACUAAAGGAACGUCCCACGGGUCUGAAUCAGCUGUUUCUCUAGUGAAGGUGAAGCUUCAUGACUCUGCUACUCUGCCCUGCUCUGGGAGAUGUCCUGGUUUUGUCAGAUGGACUGAGUUCAGUAAACCCAGUGAUGUUCUGGCUGAGUGUGAUCAGACUUCAUGUAGAUCAGUGAAGGAGGGAUAUCAGAUGAUCUAUGAUCAGUACCUGAAGGGAGAUUUCUCUCUCAUCAUCACUAAUGCUGAUUUCAGUAAGAAGGGAGUCUACUCAUCUGACUGUGAUGGUAAAGAUCUCUGUGAUGUGGAGCUUCAGGUUGAGGACACACCAGAGCCAGAGAAGAGGCCUGAGAUCAAAGGAGACAUUGACAAACCAUCCCAUGGUGAAGGACAACGCUGGGUGCCUGUGUUGGUUGCUGUGCUCACGGUGGUGCUGAUGCUGGUGCUGUUGCAGAUACUGGUGCAUGUGUCUGUAGCUGCAGGGUGGUAUAUGUUCAAAGCAAGGAGCAUGAAAAGUUCCGAUCAGGAGGAAAACCAGGAGUAAAGUUCUGCAGUGUGAGCUCAGCAUCAGCUAACAGUUUCUGACUGUGAUAUUAAUAUUGAUAUUGAUUGUAUCUGUAAGUGUUUAGUUUAGUGAAUCUCUUUUUCAUGGUGUUCCUCUGUAAGAACAAAGUCUGUCUGGUUUUCUGACUCUGUGAUGUUGAUUAUAUUGAUUGUAUCUGUAAAUGAUUAGUUUGUUCCACUGUAAAGAACAGAGACUGUCUGGUAGCUUUCAGUCCCUCACACACACACACACACACACACACACACACACAGUCAGUGUAUAAACACCGUAAAGACCCCGACACUCUGACACCCCGACCAGCAGCAGCUCAGCUGUGUCUGAUUUCAUCUUCAGCUGAGUGCAGAGCGUCUGAAGCAGCUGUAAGGCAGCAUGUUCACCCUUCAGCUCCUGAUAGAAGUGUGGAGGAGUUCCUCUCAGAGCUCACAGCUCACUAUCACACACACAGUCCUCAGUUCUUUCAGUGGAAUAAGAGCUUUCAUACAGACGUGGACUUUAAAGUGUAUAAGCUGUUACUGUUUUAAAGGAAACUCUGACUGAUGAGACUCAUGUGCUUUAUAACAGUGUAGUAAUGUCCAGUACUGUUAUAAUCUAAUGUACAAACCGACGAGAAUGUUUUAUUUAUUAUAACAUAAAGAGAGAAAAUCUCCCGACUAGUAACUCACCAUUGAGGCCUUGUGAUGAUGUCAUGAUUGUUCAGGUCAUCUGGAAAAUAAGAUUAUUAAAAGUUUCUCUUCUGGGUAAUUAAGGCUCUAGAUAAAGCUGGAAAGGUUCCAUUAGAUGUUUAGUUGAUUCCUAUUAGAGGAAUUUUAACAGUCAGUGUUUUGCUUGAGGCCUGAGUAUCAGUCAGGGUUUGAUUUAAAUUGUUCCAUCACCGUUAUUGUUAUUACUUUUAUUACUGUUACUACUUUCUGUACUUGUAUUACUAUUAUUACUUACUUACCCGCAUUGCCUUUAUUACUAUAUCACUUUCUUUACUGAUAAUAGGGCAGCAAACUAACAUGCAGCUCAUCCAGCUAAUGGCCUUUUACAGUAUGCGUGGUUAAUAUUAGUAAUAGCAGUAGCAGUAAAGCUUUUGCUAGUAGUAUUGUGCCUUUGAUUGCUACAAAUAAGAGUUAAAUCAAUAGAUGUCAAAUAUUUCCUGCCUUAUUUUGAAUAUGACGUCACAAACAUCACUCAGAAGACGUGAACUGGCCCAUGAGACAGUGGGCAGUAUAGAUAUUAAUGUUCGUUUAGAAGUAACAGCUUCAGUUCUUCUCCUCAGGAACCCAGUUGGGAAACAGAAUAGCAGCUCACUGUCUCUUUGUUUUAUGUUCUUUAUAUGUCGUAUUUGAAGCUUUGGUGUUAUGAAUAAAAGCCGAACUAUAGUUGUUAUUUGUAAUUUGCUGAUAGUGCCUAAAAUUAUAACAAUGCAAGGCUGUUAUACUCCUGGGUAAAUAAAGCCUGUUUGAAGGAA